AGCCUAAGGGGGAUGGUAUGAAUUUUGUGGAAAGAGAGAGGCUGUGUUUGGGGGGAGAUUAAAAAAGAAUAAAAGAUAGGGAAGACUUUUAAAGGAGAGAUACAUGUGGAAGAAGAAAAAAAAAAGUAAAAGAACCAGAAGAAACCGAACUCCCGGGUUCAGCCUUAUUAUGUCUCUUUAAUAGUCUAGUGUUUGCGCAAAGUCAUGCCCCUAUUUUUGCGAUGGGGACACCAAAUUCUGGGGUAUGUUUGGUUCAUUUGUGCUUUCAAUCUAAAGCUCAGACUACCGAGGGAGAUGGUAUGAUGUGACUCCAUGUGGCCUCAUUUUUGAGGGGAAAUUGUGUUGGUACAUCAAAUGGGGAUGCUGCUCCACAAUAAGGAGAUUCCCAGGCAUGCGAUUCAUACAGAUUUUUCUCCGCAAUAUCCCAUCUUCUCCAUCAGAAUCACCACAUCUGUCCCACUUGCACUCAUGGGAGCUUUUGAGCUUUUUACUUGGGAGAUGGUAUAAAUAGAAAAGGAUAUCAAUAGAUUUUGGGGCGCUGUACAACUUUUUGUGGUCCAUGAUAGAUUUUUACCCCUAAACCAUCUCAGUAGAGUGCUGAAGUCACACUACGAGUGAUUCAGAUAGAAAAUUCUCUGCUCCGUUGGAUGGUGAAUUGUUAUAGGGCUUUCAAUUUGGGGUUGAAAGCAACAUAGAGAAGAAAAGGGAAGAAAAUUUGCAAAAUUCUCCUAGUCUGAGGAUAUGCAUUUUCCGAGUCGCUUUAUGUGAUAACCAACAAAUGAAAAAAGAUAUGAAAUAGGAAAUUGAUGAAAUAAUUCAACGUAUGCUGGGGCAUUAAAGUUUUGCCUUUUUGAUUUGAAAAAAUCAUCAGACUGUGUCUAACACACGUCUCUAUUGAUUCUGUGAAUAGAAAUAGCUCAAAGUGAAAUAUAAUAGUCAAAAAACAAAAAAUUAAAUAAAAAAUAUAUUAAAUAGCAAAUAAUUAACAUUCAUCUUCUAAAAAAAAGUGUUAGUUAAAAUAUAGUGUUAGAGCUCUAUAUUAAAAGAAAAAUAGUAAAGUUUUAUUUAUUUUGAAAAUCUAAAAUAGAUAAAGUAAGAAAAUUUACGUGUGUUAACUGUUGAGUGAGCUUAAGCUUAAAAAUCAAAGACUACGGGAGUUUUACUGUUAAAUUUGCAAGGCUUUUAACUUAAAAAAGCCAAAAAAAAAGAAAAUAUAAUUAGCAGUGAGACUUAGCAAGGCAAAGAAUUGUGACAAUUAAAUCUAAAUAUCCUGUAAAGCGGUAGAUUUUAAAAUUGGCGCAGGAGGUACAUCAAAGGCGGUGGGAAAAUGUCGGGAAAUUGUGAAAAGAGUGUUACGGUGGAUGUGGAGAAGGUGGAGGGUGGAGAAAGUAGUACGGGAAACUCUGUGCAGCAGCCAACGGAAUCAUCACCAGCGAAAUCUGCCGAAGCUGGAGAUGCCACGGAUGAACAACCCUUUGUUGCCAACAACGAAAAAUCAACACACUAUGACACGAAUCUUUAUUUAUAUUCAGAAGAAAUUGAUACAAGGCCACGAAUAUCAACACUUAUAUCUUCCCUGGCAAAUUAUUCCAACACAAUUCCAGCUGCCUCGGAAGCGGAUUCGAAGCCACCACCCCCUUCAGCCCGAAUGGGCACAUUGAUUGGCGUAUAUCUCCCUUGUAUCCAGAAUAUUUUUGGUGUUAUUCUUUUUAUUCGUCUAACAUGGGUUGUGGGGACGGCAGGUGCUAUUUUUGGAUUUCUCAUCGUUUUGACAUGCUGCUGCGUGACAAUGUUGACAGCCAUUUCAAUGUCGGCAAUCGCAACAAAUGGCGUUGUACCGGCUGGUGGAAGUUACUUCAUGAUCUCACGGUCACUCGGUCCGGAAUUUGGUGGGGCUGUUGGGAUGCUCUUCUAUACGGGAACUACACUAGCAGCUGCCAUGUACAUUGUGGGAGCUGUUGAAAUUGUUCUGACUUACAUGGCUCCGUGGCUAUCAAUCUUUGGUGAUUUUACAAAGGAUGCCUCAGCAAUGUAUAAUAACUUCCGGGUGUACGGUACAUUCCUGCUUCUUAUCAUGGGUACAAUUGUGUUCAUUGGAGUGAAAUUUGUAAAUAAAUUCGCAUCAGUGGCUCUGGCUUGUGUCAUCUUCUCGAUAAUUGCCGUCUACGCUGGAAUCUUCGAUAACAUCCAUGGCAACGACAAGCUACACAUGUGUGUCCUGGGCAAUCGUCUGCUGAAGGAUAUAGCCAUUGAGAACUGUACCCAGGAGGAAGGUGGACAACUGUGGAAUAUAUUUUGUUCUGAACAACCAUGUGAUCCAUAUUUCUUGAGUCACAAUUUAAGCAUUGUGCGUGGUAUUCGUGGGCUAUCCAGUGGAGUUUUCUUCGAGAAUAUAUUCCCGUCAUUCCUCGAGGACGGACAAUAUAUUACCUACGGGCACAGUCCAGGUGACAUUGAGCAACUUGGGAGACCAACUUUCAAUCAAGUUUAUGCAGACAUCACAACAUCAUUCACAAUUCUCAUCGGUAUCUUCUUUCCGUCCGUCACAGGUAUAAUGGCUGGAUCCAAUCGAUCUGGUGAUUUGGCUGAUGCCCAAAAGAGUAUUCCCAUUGGGACAAUUUGCGCCAUCCUGACGACUAGUAUAGUUUAUCUGUCGUGUGUUCUUUUGUUUGCCGGAACUGUGGAUAAUCUCCUGCUGCGCGACAAAUUUGGUCAGUCGAUUGGAGGGAAACUGGUGGUGGCCAAUAUGGCUUGGCCCAAUCAAUGGGUGAUUCUCAUCGGAUCCUUCCUGUCCACCCUCGGGGCCGGACUGCAGAGUCUCACGGGAGCACCGAGACUGCUGCAGGCCAUUGCUAGAGACAGCAUUAUUCCCUUCCUCUCCCCAUUUUCUGUGUCCUCGAGUCGCGGUGAACCAACUCGUGCGCUCAUUCUCACCGUCUGCAUCUGCCAGUGUGGUAUUCUAUUGGGGAAUGUAGACCACUUGGCACCGCUCCUCUCCAUGUUCUUCCUCAUGUGCUACGGAUUUGUCAAUUUGGCCUGUUUCCUGCAGACAAUUCUGCGUACACCAAAUUGGCGACCACGCUUCAAGUACUACCACUGGUCCCUGUCUCUCAUCGGACUCGCUCUCUGUAUCUCAGUCAUGUUUAUGACUUCAUGGUACUUUGCACUCAUCGCCAUGGGCAUGGCUGUUCUCAUCUACAAGUACAUCGAAUACAGAGGAGCUGAGAAAGAAUGGGGCGAUGGAAUUCGCGGAAUGUCUCUCACAAAUGCUCGCUAUGCAAUGCUUCGGCUGGAAGAUGGUGAGCCACAUACAAAGAAUUGGCGUCCACAGAUUCUCAUCCUGGCCAAAUUGACGAAUGACCUCACACCGAAAUACCGCAAAUUGUUGUCAUUUGCCUCCCAACUGAAGGCUGGAAAGGGUCUGGCCAUCUGCGUCUCAGUUAUGCAUGGGGAUUUCACCAAGAACAGUGGCGAGGCAACGGCAGCCAAGCAGAGUCUCAAGAAAAUCAUGGAGGAGGAGAAGGUCAAGGGAUUCUGUGAUGUCUUAAUAGCAAGAGACAUAACCGAUGGACUAUGCCACAUUGUUCAAACAAUCGGCCUUGGAGGCAUGAAGCCCAACACUGUCAUACUGGGAUGGCCCUACAGUUGGCGCCAGUGUGAAGAUGCCCGAACGUGGCAGGCGUUCUUACAGACUGUGCGAGUGGCAUCUAAUGCCAAGAUGGCCCUUCUCGUGCCGAAGGGCAUAAACUUCUUCCCAGAAUCGACGGAAAAAAUCUACGGCAACAUUGACAUUUGGUGGAUUGUCCAUGAUGGCGGUCUGCUAAUGUUGCUGCCUUUCUUGCUCAAACAGCAUCGCACGUGGAGGAAUUGCAAACUGAGAAUCUUCACAGUGGCUCAAAUGGAGGACAACUCAAUUCAGCUCAAGAAGGACCUUAAAAUGUUCCUCUACCACUUACGAAUUGAAGCUGAGGUUGAAGUUGUUGAGAUGAUGGAUAGCGAUAUUUCAGCCUAUACUUACGAGAGAACUCUCAUGAUGGAACAACGCAAUCAAAUGCUGAGAGAAUUGCGGCUGAACAAAAAAGAAUCCCUCGGUGUGGUACAAUCUUUGGUGGAUUUCAGCGAAAGCACCGGCGAGGAUAAAUUGCCUCUGGUACAAGCAAUUGUUGAUCAUCAUCAUCCGCAUGAUCAGGUGAAGUCAGCCACUAAAGUAAGAUUUGCAGAUUCAGCAGAACACAAGAGCGAUGACAUCUUCAAUGACAGUGACCAAAAUGAAGAUCAUCCCGAUGAUGAUUCGGAAAAGGAAAAAGACACGAAGGAAGCUACGGAGGAGAAUGAGAAGAGUGGCGGUGAUAGUGAGAAGAAUAAAUCAAGCGGUACGUCCGCUGCAAAAUCGGUCACAUCUCCAGCAAAUAGCAUAAAGAAAGAUGAUGACGAUGACGCUUCAGGGGCAGAUGAGAAAGCUUCACAUGAUCAAAAGUCACCUGAAAAAUCAAAGCCCAGUAUUAAACCAGACGAAGGGAAUGUGCGAAGGAUGCACACGGCUGUGAAAUUGAACGAAGUCAUCGUCAAUAAGUCGCAUGAUGCUCAAUUGGUUAUUUUGAAUUUACCUGGUCCUCCAAAGGUUACUCGCCUAGAACGAGAGAGCAAUUAUAUGGAGUUCUUGGAAGUGCUAACAGAAGGCCUCGAGAGAGUUCUAAUGGUUCGUGGUGGUGGCCGAGAAGUCAUCACAAUUUACUCUUAAGCUUAAUUAGUGAAGAUUACAAAGAAGAAAAAAAAUGAACAGUAUAAUUAGAAAGUGAAAAAGGUAACUUUGAAUGUCGUGUUAUCAUUAAGGAAUUAAAUUCAAUUCUAGACUCUAAAUUAAAUUUAGUGAAAGAAAAAAUUCACAUUCACGUGGAAAAGUGAUUAGCUACACAAGUUCGUAUAAUCUUUACCAAAGACAGAAAAAAGAAGUAUAAGAGAAAAAGAUGAUAACAAUUUAUAGUGAAGUAUUUUUAGUAACAAAGAUAUAAAAAAAAACAAAUGGAAUCGAGUGAGGAAACAACUUUAAUCAAAAUGUUUUUUGUAUUUGAGUUGAAAAAAAAAAGAUUUUCUAAAACUGUUUUGUUGGAAAGACAACAAAAAAAAAGAGAUUUUAUCGAUUAGUUAUGGAUAAAUAAGAGAAUUUUUAGAAAUUACUAGGCUAUGUACUAAAAGUGUUAUAUUUUUUCAAUCUGUUAUACAAUUUGUUUCAUCAAGUAAAAAGUCAUUAGAGCACGUUAGCAUAUUCCUGUUGCAGACAAGAAAGGGUAAGUAAAUUGAAAAAACAAAGUUAUUUUAAAAUUUAAAUAUAUAUUUUCGAUGAGAUCUACUAGAAGAAAAAAAACUAAUAAAAGAAAUAGACAAAGAAUUAUGCUGAAAAGAGAUGAAAGAUAUUUUUGUGAAGUGCGAGAAUUCCAAGAAAAAAAUCGCUUAUUUGAAAUGAAAAACAGGAAAAGAUGGUAAAACCAUUAAAAAAAAGAUAGCAUAUAUUCAUUAAAAAAUAACAACACCAACUUUAAUUUAUUGAGAGACAAAGUGAAAAGCAAAAAAAAAGAGAAACAUUUUUCUUAACGACUUAAUUUCUAUAUUUGUAUGUUUGCUCUCGUUAGAACAACUAAACUGCCAUUAAAUUUGUACAUAAAAAAAAACAAUAUAUAGAUUUUAUGAGGUAUAUAACAUGAAAAAAAAUUAUGAGCGACUUAUAAAAUAAAUUAGGCAUUUUUUGAAAGGAAGAAAAAAACAAAAAAAAGUAUAACAAAAAGUGGAAAACAAUUAUAUAACUCUUAAGAAUUUUUGGCCUAGAAAUUGAAGUUAAAAAAACAAUUAUUGAGAACUUUUCGUCUCGUUGGAAGAUAAAAAACUCCAGAGAGAACAUAAUGUUUUCACAAGACUGUCUUUUCCGGAAAUUUCAACAUUAGAAUUUUAUCACUGGACGAUUUUUUUUAAAUCAGUUGCAAGAGUUAUUUUGCUAAAGUAUCUUGCGGCUAAGUGAAACAGUACUCAUUCGGCAAUACACAAACUUUUAUGUGCCUUAAUGCGAUAUUUUUCAAUUUUAGAUAGUUUCGUUGAGAUUAUUUUUCGAGAUUGGUUUAUUUUCGAUGUUAUACUAAUUUAUAGAAACAUUGAAAAUUUCGAUAGUGUACUAAACUGCUUCGGGCAACCCUAAUUCUAGUAGUUUGAUUUUGCACUAAAGCGUCGUCAAUUAUUUUUGACAAUGGACGAGAAACACUGAUUUUGGCAUACGAAUCUGCAUUCGAAGAACAGUGGAAUCACACAGAAGAAUAAUUAUUAAAAUGAAGAAAUGAGCCGAUCAGUCAGAUAUUACUGUGCGUCUUAAUUGUUUUCUGAACCACAUGAUCGGAAAAUCAAUUCGAGCAAUUUUCUAUGGCCACCAACCAUGUUUCGGGCAGUUUUCGGGAACUUUUCACGCUUGCCAACUUCUUAUAUCAAUGUUGGUAAGUGUGAGUAUGUGGCGAGAUCAAAUCAAAUGCCCAGCAACGAAGGAGUUUAAGAUUCUAGAAGCGUGACGACAGCGGCCUCUAUCAAUUCCGUGGCGCUGCAUUUUCCCGACCUGUUCUUAACAUUUUUACCAUGUUUAAUAAGGUUAUAAAUUUUAUUGUAAUAAUUAUAUUUUAGUAUUCUAUUGAAAACAAUAUGAAACUGGUUGAAAAACUCGUAAUUCAGAGGUUUAUUCCCCACACCAAUUUUACCACUCAAAUACUUACGUGAUGAACCCUGAACAUAGUUUCCAAACUUCUUACGCCACUAAAUGUAAAAUUCCCAUAAGACAUAAAGGAAUAGGUUCGUGAAUAGCUUGCUUUUUAACAUUCUAGCAGUUCAGAUCAUUCACCGUUCCCAUGCCUGUCAAUCCUGUUUCGGGUACUUAUGGGAACUUUCCUCGCUUUCCAACUUCUUAUGUUAGUAUUGACAGUUGCUGAGUGUAAAAAGGAGCCGAGAUCAAAUGCUAUUUCUCUUUUUAGCAUUCUUGCUGUUCAGAUCGUUCAAAUAUUAACAAGUUUUCUUACCGUGGUAUCACACAUAAGAAAAAUAUUAAUAUCUAAGCAAUCUAAACUGUGAGAAUUUCAAGAAAAGAUAUGAAAAGAUAGCAAGUAAUCUAAUGAACAAAAUUGAAAGCGUGGAAACUACUUGAAAACUGCCCGAAAUACAGUUGGCACGCAUAGUAAAUUGCUCCAAUUGAUUAUCAGACGAUUCAGAAAAUUCAGAAAACAAUUAAUACGAGCAAUAAUGUUUUACUGGUCGUAUUACUCCACUAGAUUGAUCCUUUUCCAAAACACGUAUUUUUUAUGCAAUCGGUGCAACAAUACAUAACCGAGACAUUAUCCAUGCUUGUCAAAUGUGUUUCGAGCAGUUUUCGAGUAAUUUCCAUGUCUGCCAAGUUUGUACGCUAGUGCGUGCAGUUGGAAAUUGUGAGUGGAAGGUAAGAUCGAAUACUUGCUACUUUUUUUGACAUUCUAGCAGUUCAGAAAGCAAUUAUAUUAAUAUGAAUCUUAUUAGUCCCGUUCAGUAAUAAGCUUUCAAAGAGACAAAUUCACUUCAAAGCCAAGCCAAACCUAUUCGAAAAUCUAUCGGAAGUCUAAAGUGAAGUGUGUAAACGUUUGUUGGAAAAAGUUGAUUUUUGUGUAGGUUUGCGGAAUUUAUGGAUGGAAGAUCGUUUGAAUAACAAUUUCAUUAAAAUAAAUGUCCUUUUCAUGAACUUGCUCACCUUUAUGUAAAUCAUCGUUUUAACUUUUCAACUUCCAACGGGUUUUAGUUAAGUGCUCUCUAAUAUACCUUUUGGGACAGAAAAAACCACAACCAGAGAGAGCUCGAAAUCGGAAAUGUUAUUAUAGAACGAGAGGAGUCUGUCAAUUGUCCUUAAAAUUAAUCGAAAUUCGAAAGCUUUUGAGAGCUUUAAAUCGAAGAGAAUUACAGCUUCGAUCAGCGAAGGAUCGAUAUAUUAUCGACCGAUAAUCGAUCGCUUUGUCGAAAUUAUUAAUUUACAUUACGUUUGCUUCUUGACCGUGGUGUCACAUAUAAAGAUUAAUAUUUAGAAAAGCCGCAGAGAGAGGUAUAUAGUAUUCAAAAAAAAAUUUUUUUUUUUUUGGAAAAACACGUGUGUAAGAAAGAGUGCACUCUAGUGCAGUAAUACGAUGAGUAAGAUAUUACUGUUCGUAUUAAUUGUUUUCUGAAUCGUAGUUAUAGCUUUCUGAAUCAUAGUACAGGCAAUUCGAGCAAUUUUCCAAGCGUGCCAACUGUGAUUCGGUCAGUUUUCGAGCGAAGCGCGAAAGAGAGGCAUGAUAAAACACUUUCUAUCUUUUUUGCCAUUCUCGCAGUUCAGAAAGUAUUAAUCUUAAUAUUAAUCUUAUAUGUGACAUGGUCACGAACCUCUUUUGAUUUUCACAAUUUUAUUCUUUUCGACGUUUCAAGUAUGGAUAUCCUCUUCAUCAAGUAUCGAAUAUGACAGGAAAAAUCACGUACUGGCGGAAACUGUUACACUGUACUUGGACUUGAAUCACCACUUCUGCCAUAAUGUUCACCAUUCGACUGAUUGACACAAGAAUCCAUUUCUGUGCUGAAGUUGUGAUCCAAGUCUAAGUGAAAUGUAAUAAUUCCCGCCUGUACGUGAUUUUACCUGUCAUAUUCAAUAUUUGAUGAAAAGGUUGUCCAUUUUUCGUCCAACUUGUUUUACAUUACAUCGGACCGAAAGUAUCCUGUAAGAAUUUAGUUAUAGCUAAUUUUCUCAACACGUUCAACAGUCAACGAAAGAAUAUCAAUUUUGAUUUGCUCUAAAUUUGUUUCUUGUCGAAAAGAAUACAACUGUCAAAACUGCUAGAAUUAGAAUUGCCAAGUAUAACUAAUUAGAAAUUUCUUGUUUCAUCUUUUAUGUUUAUCUAAUGAUGUUCAUCUAAUCAUGUUCUAAUCAUUUAUUCAAAAAAACACAAGAAAAAUCUUGUGUUUUUUUGUGAUUAUAUUAUUGAUGUGACAAUGCCACUGUUAGGAGAGAAAUAACAAGUUUAAUUCUUCUUCUUCUUCUAUUUGACGUUUAGGCUGUCGUAAUCGCUCGGGUCCAAUAGCCGAACAAGUUUACCCUGAAUUUAAAUAUCUGUCAAAACUGCUAGAAUUAGAGUUUCGCGAUACAACUAUCUUUUUAGUUUUGCUUACCUUUUUCAUUAUGUACUCUUAUAGUGUUCUACAUUUGAAUGUUACCAUAAAUUUCCUUGUCUUUAUUGUAUUAUUAUUUAUCAAUAAUUUUUUUUUUUGAAAAGACAAAGUGCUAAAUGUGCAAGAUAUUUUAGCAAAGAAAUUCUGCAACUCUUGCUCAAAAAUGUUUAGAAUAACGAAUCUUUCUAUUUACUUUCAUUAUCAAUUGGUAUUUUUAAAUUGCCUUUUGUUUUUUUUUUUUUAGUUUUCCCCCAAGUGAAAGAAAAAUGUAAACCUGAAAAUUGCGCGAUGUUGUAAAUUAAUAAAAAGAAAAUUAGUAAAAAAAAAUGGAAUCAGCUCAUUUACUGUGAAUCAAAUAUAAAUUGUAAUUUAAAGUUGAGAAAAACAAGAGUGACGUUAUUAGGACAAAACGUUUUAAAUGUAAAUUGACGAAAGUUUAAAUGAUUUAUUUUGGAAAUUCUAAAUUUCUCCAGGGAAGAAAUUAAAUUUCACGGUAGACCUUAAGUAUAAGAAGCAAAAAAGAGAUUGAGUAAGAAUUUUAAAAGUUCCCCACAUUGUUAAUCAAAUUUUUAAUAAGGAAGGAAACCAGUGAGGAACAAUGGGAAGAGAUAGACAAAUGAAAGAAUUACUUUUAUUUUCGAAAUAAUUGCAGAAAUGUCGAAGAAAAAGUAAUUAUAGGGAAUGUCAGACAUUUAAUGGACUAUUUAAAAAUGGAUUAUUCUUUAUAGAAUGUCCGACAAAAAAAAAAUCGAAAAAAAGAAAUAGAAGAAAAAAAGCAUGAAAUCUGAAAUUAACGAGAAUAUUUCUUGUCAUUCUCUAUUAGGUAGAUGAAAAAGAAAGUCUUAUUGAUUUAAAAUAGUCAUAAAAAUAAUGUAUAAUAUGCGAGUGAAGGUUAGAAAUAUUAAAAGAAAAAAAAAAUACUUUUCAACUUACCCGCCGGGUGUGUCUCAAACUUAUGACGAAACAACCAACUUUUGCUGUGUCUUUGCGAAAGAAUUAGAAGAAAAUUAUUAAAAAAAAAAACUCUUUCACUUCAAAUGAAAUGUGAAGAUUAUUCUUCUGCAUGAAAUACACGAAAUUCGAAAUUUUCAUGAGAAUUUUUUUUUCAUGAAAUUUAGAAAUGAAAUGAAAGGCAAAUUCGGAUAUAAAACCGAAAAAUUCUCAAGCAAUACUAUUUAGAGAAUUUAAGAGAAAAAAAUAACUAUAUUUUCGAAACUUGUAACUCUUGUAAAUUUAAAAACAUCCAUUGUUCGAUGGCUAUUAUGUUUUCCCGUUAAAUUCUGCUGAUUUCACUGACAUUUCGUUAAGUUUCCCUGUCACUGUCGGAUCAAACUGGACGAAGCGGGACAGAAGUGCUAGAAAAGUAAAUGGAGUAAAAAAUAAUAUCCAAAAUAACAAUAAAACAACUUUUCUUACCAUCGAGUCGUCUUCGUUAAGUUGUUUUUUCCGAAAGACUUAGUUUUUUUGACGAAGCGCCCCAGUCACAAUUUUGAACAAAAAAAUCUAGAAAAUGCCUAUAUAGAGUGAAACAAAUAAGGAAUGAAAUUGUUUUGAAAAAAAAAAUAUAAUAAAAGAAAAACAAGCAUAAUUAUGAAACUUGAC
This is a messenger RNA of Phlebotomus papatasi, 10785 nucleotides long. It is a transcript of the gene kcc, whose product is annotated as solute carrier family 12 member 4. The coding region runs from base 1328 to 4741 and encodes 1137 amino acids. Gene Ontology annotation, biological process: potassium ion homeostasis; chloride ion homeostasis; cell volume homeostasis. Lineage: Eukaryota; Metazoa; Arthropoda; Insecta; Diptera; Psychodidae. The transcript is spliced from 20 exons. The record is from RefSeq and is a predicted model, not a curated record. Gene Ontology annotation, cellular component: membrane. Gene Ontology annotation, molecular function: potassium:chloride symporter activity.